AUCUUAAUUGCAAAAAUGUUUAGAGUUUUUUGUACAGAUUUGCUUGUUUUUGGUUUCAGAAUGCCGGCGUCGCUCUCAGGGAUGACCGGUGGAGAGAUCGGAAAAAUCACAUUUGUGUUUGAGACGAUCUGCUCUGCUGACUGUGAGCUCUACUUCAUGAUGGAUGUGAAUAGGAAGAGCACCACAGUGGUGGAGUCCUGGGAGGGCAGCAAGGGGAAGCAGGCGUUUUCCCACAGCAUGACCAGAAACGCCUCUGUGACGUACACCUGGGCCUUUCAGAGGACGAGCCACGCUCUGGACGUGCGCCGUUACGUCAGCGACGCGGUGAAGAUCUACUCCAUCAAGGUGACCAACGUCCUGGACGGGGUGGCGUCGGCGUGCCGGGCCUGCGCCCUCGUCCCGCAGAACUCGCAGCGGGCCGGCUCCUCCUGCGUCCCCUGCCCCGCCGGGUUCUUCAUCGACCGGGAGACCAACAGGUGCCAGGAGUGUCCGGCCAACACGCACCUGGCUGGACGGCACACCUACGGCCAGGACGCCUGCAUCGCCUGUGGACCUGGAAGCAUCAGCAACAAGGAGCAUUCCCGCUGCUUCAGCGACUGCUUUUUCACCCACACUGAGAACAACAGAACGCUGACCUUUGACCUCAGCCCCAUGAGUGAUGUGGCUUCGCUGAUAUUGGGGCCAAGUUUCACCUCUAAAGGCACAAAGUACCUGCACCUGUUCAAUAUCAGCCUCUGUGGCCACGAGGGGAAACGAGCUGCCGUCUGCACCGAUAACGUCACCGACGUGUCCAGCAAAGACGACCAGAGUGAACUGUCUCAGUUCGUCAACACGGUGGACAGCUUCCUGUGCCAGUCGACCAUCAUCCCAGGAGAUGGGCGGGGCUUCAGGAUGGCCAUCUCCUCCCAGUCCAUCAGCCUGGCCGACACCUUCAUAGGAGCAACAGUGGACACGGUUCUCAGCGGAGUGAACGCCAAACCAGACCUGUUCCCAGAAAAUCCAAACGACGUUCCGGAUAUCAACUUCUUCUACAGGUCAACGCAGGCGACAGCUUCCUGUGAUCAGGGUCGGAGUUCAGUCAUCACGGUCCGCUGCGACCCGGAAGCGUCAGACAGAGGGGGACUUUCUGUGUCCAGCUCCUGUCCUGCAGGGACGUGUGACGGAUGCACGUUUCACUUCCUGUGGCAGAGCGCCAGCGCCUGUCCGCGCUGCACCGAGGCCGACUACCACCUGAUAGAGGGGGCCUGCAGGGGGGGAAUCCAGGAAACGCUGUACGUGUGGAACGAACCGAAGCUGUGCACCAAAGGCGCGGCUCUGCCUUCCCGAAGCUCCGCCCCCUGCGAGGUCAUCGCUCUGUGGCUGAAGGUCGGGCUCGGCGUCGGAGCCUUCGUCGCCGUGCUGCUCGUCUCCCUCACCUUCUAUUUCUGGAAGAAAAACAAGAGGUUGGAGUAUAAAUACUCUCGCCUGGUGAUGUCGGCCAACAAGGAGUGUGAGCUUCCAGCUGCAGACAGCUGUGCGCUGGCGGAAGGAGAGGAGGCCGAGGACGACGUGGUUUACACCCAGAAACCCUCCCUGCUGGGGAAACUCAGGGCCAUCGCCAACAAGCAUGAGGGCGGAGAGAGCAGCGAGUCGGUGCAGCUCAACUCCUCCCACGCCGAUCGAUGGGUCCUGGGAUGAGUUCCCUGAUGGACGGUGAUGCGUUCGCUGUCCAGAGUCCUGUGUGUCUUUUUUUCUACUGACCUGCAGACAGCCUGGAUAAUACAUCGUAAUUUUCCCCCACAGUUUAACUCCAUGGAUGCAAAAACUGCACCAAAAAACAAAAACGUUCCUUUUAAUGUUUUUUGUACGUUUUGUAUUUUAUUUAUUUUCUGUUCAGGUUUGUGUAUUUAUAUUGUUAUGAUAAAUAACGUUUAUUAAAGUCCUGUUUGGCUUUAUUAGAAGGUCUCUCAAGUCAAUGUUGAGUGAAUGGAGGCGAACUUUGUACAAAAACUGUUUAUAAAACUUAAUUUUAAUGCA
Molecule: messenger RNA, 2016 nt
Organism: Poecilia reticulata (guppy)
Lineage: Eukaryota; Metazoa; Chordata; Actinopteri; Cyprinodontiformes; Poeciliidae
Source: RefSeq, a predicted model, not a curated record